Messenger RNA from Tribolium castaneum (red flour beetle), 1662 nucleotides. RefSeq names its product putative gustatory receptor 28b. Gene Ontology annotation, cellular component: dendrite; neuronal cell body; axon. The record is from RefSeq and is a predicted model, not a curated record. The transcript is spliced from 5 exons. Gene Ontology annotation, biological process: chemosensory behavior; sensory perception of taste; male courtship behavior. The coding region runs from base 932 to 1558 and encodes 208 amino acids. Lineage: Eukaryota; Metazoa; Arthropoda; Insecta; Coleoptera; Tenebrionidae.
UGAUUUUUUUCGAGACAAUUUUGCCAUUCUUUGAAACGCGAGUGCUCGGUUCCCAUCCUUUAAAAAAGGGUUAAUAAGAUAAAGUGCUGAAAAUUAAACAAAUCACGUGUGUGUGACCGGUGGUAAUAAUUUUUUAGUGUCUGAUUAUUACAUACUCUUAGCGCUCCAAAAAUAAGUGUGACAUGAAUUUGUAAUGUUUACAAACAUUGUUCAGAUUAUCUCGGACAUUAUUUUUAUUAUUGCAAUUACGAAACAUGGAACAACUGUAAUAAGAAUUAUGACUCAUUCAAUAAGAGUUUUCACGUCAAACACAAAUGGCAAUUUUACAAGCCCCGAACCACUUUUACGAAAGUUUGUUGCCCACAUUUAUAUUAUCAACAAUUCUCGGUGUCUUUCCCAUGUUUCCUAUCAAAAAAGCCGGAAAAUAUAGUCUCUACUCUUCGAAAAAAUUGCAUUUUAUUACAGUGCUGUUCCUUAUAAUUUACACGAUCUGUUUCAUUAUGACGAUCAUAACACGGUCAAAUAAUGUAGUGGGUGGGAAAUUCUACAAGAAACGUAACAAAGUCUCAAAUUUUGGACUAACUUUUGAGUUUAUUUUCGGCAUUAUUAUUUUAUACACAACUUAUUCCAUGAGCUUCGUUAAGAGAAACCAUGUGAGAGACGUGGUUCUCCAACUGAACAGAAUCGACGAAUUGUUGGCGAAAAUGAAGCAAAAAUUCCGCUACACGAGAGCCGUCUGGUACCAAUUGAUCAUAUUUUUCUCCGGAUUCUUGAUGAUUCUAAUAAUUGCGUCCAUGCAAAUUCAGAACAUUAGAAUCGAAAAUUUCCCGCCACUUUCACUAUUUAUGUGUAUUAUCUUUUUGUUCCCUUUGGUGAUUUUGUACGAUUUGAACAGCCAGUAUGGGUUUACAGCUAUUUUGAUUUAUGAGAGAUGGUUGGUCAACAAUUGGAAAAAAUUAAACUCAACCUGAAGGAACAACACACCAAAAAUUUGGCGUCUACUUUAUUAAAUGUAAAACCACCCAAAAACAUACAUUCCGAUAUUUUAAACAAAAUAAUGACUUUGAUGGAAAUCCACGAAACCUUAUGCAAGGUGGCAAACACCACAAACUCAAAUUACAACAUUCAGAUGCUACCAGCCAUAACGCACGAAUUUUUCAUCAGUCUUUACUCAAUUUUUUACUAUUAUUGGAUGCACUCGAGUAAACCAUUUUCUGCGAGCUGUUGGCUGGCUUGGGGUUUCCUAAAGUCGUACGAAAUUCUCCACGUUACAAUUUCUUGUCAUUUAGCAAGCCAACAGGCUAACAUUGUUGGGAGAAAAGUACACAAAGUUUUAAUAAGAACACAGAAUGACGAGAUUGAGGAAAAACUUUUAAUGUUUUCAAAGCAGGUACAGCACAGCAGCUUCAAAUUUACUUUGUGUGGGCUGUUCAAUAUUGACGCUGGAUUAUUAUUUAACAUGAUUGGUUCGUCAACGACAUUUAUCGUUAUAAUGAUUCAGUUUCAGGAAACAAUAACACCUACAAUUUGCGUUUCAAACAAAAAAGCAAUGUUUUAAUUGGCAAGAGCAACAACUAAUAAAUACUUGUUCUUUUUCUUGUAGAUCACCAAAAUAACACUUAAAACAAUUAUAUUAGUCGCUUCGUGUACAAGCAACAAUUU